CGUUGCGGUAAUCCGGUUCAGACAUGACAAGUGCGGCCGAUUGAAGCUGAGCCCAACUCCCGGUGCUCCGUUAAACCCGACCCCCCGCACCGUCCCACCGCCGAGCCGGACCCGUGUGCUCCCUGUCAUGGUGGACUGAGAGCUGCGAGGCCGAGAACCGUCACCGUCGGACGGGAAGUGGAGCUCCUUUGUGAGCGAGUUUGCUCCUUGGGUUGGCAGUGAUGUUGUGCACGGGGCUGCCGGGGCAGCAGCAGCAGCAGCAGCAGCAGCGAGGAGCCUGACGCAUCCCCACCGUAGGCCGCCGGGACGAGCACUUUCCCCCGAAUGAGCCCGGGGGGUAAAGACAACCGAAUGGGAGCCAGGGAAGUCCCCAGAAACUUGUGCUAAUAACCGGCCACUUGGACACUGAGCGUCCACUCCUCCACACUGCCUCACCGAUUCCUGACGAGAGGGAGACCCACAGCUUUCACGGUGGAAACUAGAAGGAGAGCGAAGAUGAAUGCUGUGCGGGGGGGCACAGUCACCUGGCGUCCCCAGCCGUGGCAGGACGGGGACGGGGGAGGAGGGGAGCCUCUGUCCGACAGCGACUCAGAGGAGGAGGACUUCCCCGAUGACAGCACCACCCCGCUGGGCGACUACAUCACACAUGGACUGAAGCAGCUCCUGGACGCUCAGCAGCUGUGUGAUGUUACUCUGCUUGUUGAGGGGAAGAAGUUCAUGUGUCACAGAGUCCUCUUAGCAGCUGUGAGCCCCUACUUCAGGGCCAUGUUCACCAGUCCCCUGGUGGAGUCUCGCCUCACAGAGAUCCGUCUGGAGGAAGUGACACCGUCUGUCAUGGAGACCGUCAUCCAGUUUGUGUACACUGGGGAGGCGGGGCUCUCUCUGGACACAGCUGAGGAUCUGUUUGUGGCCGCCAACCGGCUGCAGGUCAUGCCUCUUCAGGACCUGUGCUCCAGGUUUCUAUUUGAGCACCUCUCAGUAGAUAACUGUCUGGGUAUGUACUCUCUGGCUCGCUCUCACCACGACCAGCUGCUGCUGCGGGCCUCCCUGCGGCUGGUAGCCCAGCACUUUCCCCGGGUGGCCCGGCAGAAAGACUUCCUGCUACUUGACCACGGCACCUUAGGCAGCCUACUGAGCUCAGACCGUUUGGGAGUGGACUCAGAGGCCGAGGUCUACGAUGCGGCGCGCCGAUGGGCAGAGCACCAGCCCUUGGACAGGUAUGCCCACAUGCCUGCCCUGCUUCACCACCUGCGGCCUGGGCUGCUUUCCCAGGAAGAGAGCCGAAGACUGAGCCAGGAGUUAGGGCCUGCCGCAGCUGGUGAAGGCCUCGGGGGGCCUCUGAGACCGAGGGAGGGAAUGUUUGAAAAGAAGAUUGUCUGUGUGGACCUGACACCUCGGGAGGACGAGAAUUUAGCUACGAGAGACUACACAGUGGACUGCUUCGAUCCUCGGACAGGAAAGUGGGAAAAGUUAGCAGCGCUGGGAUCUCUUGUCAGUCCUGGCUGCACUGCUGUAGGUGACAGGCUGUUUGUGGCUGGUGGGAUUCUGCGGACAGGUUCUGUGUCUGCAGCAGUGCAUGAAUAUGAUGCAGUGUUGGACCACUGGAUAGAGCGGCCUUCGAUGGUCCAGCCCAGGGCCAUGCUGGGUCUGCUGGGCUGUGGAGAGUCACUCUAUGCCUUAGGGGGCAGUAACCGCUCGGCCCUGCUCGACUCCAGCGAGACCCUGGAGCUGUCAACACUACAGUGGACUCCGGGGCCCCGGCUCCCGCUCCCGCUGCGUGCCUUUGCCUGCGCAGCUUUACGUGGACGACUGUACCUCCUGGGUGGAACCACACUCGAACAGAACCGAGCUGUGGUCCACUCUGGCGUGCUCAUUUAUCACACCCUAACCGACUGCUGGACACGUGUGGCUCUGGACUCUGGCGCCACCUGCCUUGCUGGAGGAGUAGCCGUGCGAGGAGGGGUCUGUGCUAUUGGGGGAUACAUGAGGGAUACCACAAAGUUCCUUGAUGGAAACUACACUAACUUGGAGACUUUAGACGCCACUGGGCGUGUUCUGUUUUUCAGAGAGGGCAGGGGGUCUGGUGUAGAGAGGGAGGUGACAGGGGGAGGGGUGAUGGUAACUGCAGAGCAGCGUGGGGCUGCAGGCGGUGGAAGCGACCGAGCCCCAAGCCCUGUGGUAUUUCCCGGGCUCCCUCGGCGGAUAGCAGCCGGGGGUGUGGCCAGGUGGAAAAGGAGGAUUUAUGUGCUGGGUGGGGAAAACGGCUCACGGUUCUAUGACAGUGUGUACUGCUGGAAGCCUGGUUGGCGCAGCUGGGUCCAGAGACGUGAAAAGCUUCCUGGGGAUACUGGAGGAGUGAGCCAGUUUGGGUGCACCACUCUAAAAUUCCCUAAGAAACACAUCCUGUCCAGACUGAGACUAGCCAAAGAAAACUGCAAGAAGGCUGCUGACUAGCUUGACUGGGCCCAUUCUGACUGAGGUGGCGGCAGCCGUUCAUGCCACACACAGAUGAGGUUCAGGCUGAGUUCUGAAUGAGCUCCUCCUUCACCCCAUGACAUGUUGAGAUAAGUCAUGAGGAAGAGACCAUUUUAUACAGUUGGCAUGCAGCCACAGAGCUGGGUAUAAAUGGAGUGGAUGCAGACAGAUCUUGUGAAAUUGAAUAUGGAUCGUCAAAUGUACAGGCAGAGAGCAAGUGGAGCCAGAACCAGGUUUUAAAGAACAGACAACAAGCACCUGAAUGUAACCUAAACCACUCGCUGUCAGAACAGUCAAGUCCUCUGAGAGAGAAUAGGGCCUUUUUAAUUGUACAUUCACAGUUUAAUGUUUUUGUCUGAGAAUUUCAAAUCUGUUUUUUUAUUCAGCUGUUCAGACAUAGACAAGGAUACCUGCACAUUUCAGACAAGGUUACGUUUCACUGAUUCUCCUAAACUUCAAGUAAAAAAUGUAGUGCCCUAAACAAAAACCUUGGCACCCUCCAUUCUGCUUAUUUGCAGCUCAGCUGGACUGAACUUGGGUUUAAGAAAUGGAACCGGGGCUGCACUGAAAAUCAUGUUGCAAAGCACUGAUGGAAGCAACUUCAGUGUAUGAACUAAAGACGUCUUAAAUCUUUUCUCACCUGUCACAGCCUCUUUUCCCAUUCUUCUGAACUGCUCAACUGUGACUGCUGUUUAGUCUAUUUUUUUCUCCCCGAAUCAUUUCCCCUCCCUUAUAAUCCUUUACAAACUUCAAUAAUUAGUUUGACCUUUUCCUCUUACAUGAGCUGGUAAAGUCCCCAUUUUUUUUUUUACUACAAUCAAGGGCUACACAAAAAGUUAACUUGGGAGAAAACGCAUCACAUGAAACAAGACUGAGCUGCUUCUCAACUCAGGAAAAGGUUGUCCAUGUGCUCAUCUUAGUAUCCCAGCACAACACAUCAGUCUAAUCCUUUAUGAGCAGAACGCCUCAGUGCUUGGUACAAGUCGUACUUCUCAUAUGAUCAGUCUAACCCCUGAAUGCUCAGCACAGGUCCAACACCGGUUUCAAGUUUAAAGAAGUGAAACGUAGCAUAUGUGAGAAAUGUGCAGAUAUGGCUGGAUGAAUCACAGGAUAAAUGGAAUACCGUCUUCCACCAUCAACAUAAAAAUUUAAAGAUGGAGAAUCAUGUGUGGAUGUGAGCUUGAUGGAAAUGCAAAGUUGUGAAAAAAUGUUGACACCAGAAAGAAAUGGUAGCUGUAGUUUUAGUUUUGACGGCAAAUGAGGGCACAUUCACAGUAUUUAACAAUUCCACUGGUCAUUUGUAACUGUGAGAUUUUUCAUGAGGCCAUUAGGGAAAAAGACUGAACUAUCCCUCUGUCCAGUGUCUUUCUGAAACAUGAAGCUAUGUGACCGCCAGUCAAAUCAAACUGACCUGCUCCUUUCAGCUGCUCCAGCCAUAUGACUUGUGAAUGCAUUUGGCACAAAGGUUAAGACUCAUCUGAACACUAUCAUUUGCACAUUAUUUAUUGAAAUGUAUGUAAAGUUGUUUUUAUUUUAUUUUGUUGACUUUUGAAUGGGGACUUUAGCUCUGACUGCAGUGUAGAUUGCUCCGUUGUGGUGUAUGAUGACUAUGCCAUGUGUUUAGAUAAACCUGUCACAGGAGCACGUGUGUAGAUCUCAAAUCCAUUAAAAAGGACUUCAUCAUUGGG
Platichthys flesus (European flounder) is the source of this 4163-nucleotide messenger RNA. RefSeq lists its product as uncharacterized. The record is from RefSeq and is a predicted model, not a curated record. The coding region runs from base 496 to 2454 and encodes 652 amino acids. Gene Ontology annotation, molecular function: protein binding. The transcript has 5 exons. NCBI's taxonomy places the organism in Eukaryota, Metazoa, Chordata, Actinopteri, Pleuronectiformes, Pleuronectidae.